Anthonomus grandis grandis is the source of this 814-nucleotide messenger RNA. Its product is annotated as tol-Pal system protein TolA-like. The transcript has 3 exons. Bases 56 to 760 code for a protein of 234 amino acids. Lineage: Eukaryota; Metazoa; Arthropoda; Insecta; Coleoptera; Curculionidae. The record is from RefSeq and is a predicted model, not a curated record.
AACUUAAAAACAACAGCUGUCAAUCUAAUAUUACAAGUCAAAUAUUACAAAGCCUAUGAUGAAGCUUUACCAUAUUUUACUAAUUUAUUAUUUAAUAUUGUUGCAUGCAGUAUGGGGCGAAGACACCAUAGCCGAAAUGCAAGAUACAAAAGCAAAACCGGUCGCCCAACAGGCGACAAAUAUCGCACAAAAAGCCGCCGAGGACGCUAAAGCUGCUCAAGACGCAAUGCAACAGGCCGGCCAGCAGGCUGCACGUCAAGUUAAAAACCAAUUGGCAGAUAAAGCUGUCGGUGCGGCCAAAGCUGCUCAAGCUGCACUCGCAGGCAAGGAAGAGUUAGUACAAAAGCUCCAAGACCAACUUAAAGAAGCUGAAGUGGUGGUAAAUGAAGAAUCACAAAACUUGCAGCAGCUACAGCAAACAGUCCAGGCAGCAACAAAAGCUGCACAACAAGCCCAAACCGAGUUGAAACUGUUGCAGACCACGUUGCAGCUUGCACAAGGGAACGCUGCUAACUCUCAACAAGCUCUGGAAGGUACUCAAGUUCAGUUGACUGAUAAAGAAGAGCUGGUAGAAGCUGCCAAAACCCGCGUAGAACAGCUAAACAAGGAUCUGCGUGCAGCUAAAGUUGAAUUAGCCAAAACCAAAGAUGCUGCCAAGAAAGCUGAGCAGUCAGCUGUAGAUGCUAAACAAGCUGCUCAAAGGACCAAAAGAAGAAUUAGACGAGCUUUAUUCGAAGCCAUACGGCGCAAACGAAAGUGAUUUAUACUUUAUUAAUUUCAUGUAAUUGAAUUUUACAUAAAACUAUUGAAUUAA